GGGUCGCCGCGUGGCGCGUUCCGAAGCGGCCUGCGGGCAGGGGGCGGGGGGGAGGAAGAGGAGGAGGAGUAGGCCGCCCCGCCACCGAGGAGAGAAGCACGGGGGGGCGGCGGCGGCGGCGUCCUUGAGAGUCUUUCCCCCCCCCCGCCCGGACCAGCCCAGCCCGUCCCGCGCCGGUUUUUCCCGCCCCCUGUUGCGCCCCGGGCCUGCGCCGGCCCCCCUCCGCCCCACCCUCCGUCGUGGCUCUGCCCGGGGGCCCCGGGGCCUUCCCGCCGCCGCCAUGUCGGCCACACUCCUGUCCGCCUUCUACGACAUCGACUUCUUGUGCAAGACGGAGAAGUCCCUGGCCAACCUCAGCUUGACCGUCCUGGACAAGAAGGCCGUGGGGACGCCCGUGAGCCCGGGCCCCAGCGCCGCCUUGGCCCCGGGCUUCCUGCGCCGGCCGCCGUCCAGCCCCCCGCCGCCGCCGCCGGCCGCCCUGGCCCCCCCGCCCCCCCCGGCCGCCGGCUGCUCGCCCAGGUUCGUCGGGCUGGGCCUCCCGGAGCCGCCGGUGGCCAAGGAGGGCCGGUUCCGGGACCGCUCGUUCAGCGAAAGCGGCGACCGCAGCCAGCAGCUCCUGCAGCUCCAGCAGCAGCAGCAGCAGCAGCAGGCGCAGCCGAAGCCCGGGCCCGGCUCCCAGAUCAACUCCACCCGCUACAAGACGGAGCUGUGCCGGCCCUUCGAGGAGAGCGGCGCCUGCAAGUACGGCGACAAGUGCCAGUUCGCCCACGGCUUCCACGAGCUGCGCAGCCUGACCCGCCACCCCAAGUACAAGACGGAGCUGUGCCGCACCUUCCACACCAUCGGCUUCUGCCCCUACGGGCCCCGCUGCCACUUCAUCCACAACGCCGACGAGCGGCGGCCCGGGCCCGGGCCCGGGCCCGCCGCCCGCGACCCGCCGACCCCGGCCUUCCCCCGGGAGCCGCGGCCUAAGCUGCACCACAGCCUCAGCUUCUCGGGCUUCCCCGCCGCACACCACCAGCACCACCACCACCACCACCACCUGCCGCUGCCCGCCCUGCGCGGGGCCAGGCUGGACCCCCCCGCGGCCCGCACGCCUCCGCCGUCCUCGUCCUCGUCGUCGUCUUCGUCGUCGUCGUCGGCCGCCGCCUCUCCAAGCUGCGCGGCGGCCGCCCUGCUGUUCGGGGGCGAGGACCAGCUCCCGCCCUGCGCCAACAACGCCUUCGCCUUCUCGGGGCAGGAGCUGAGCGGCCUCCUGGCUCCCUUGGCCGUUCAGGCCCCCGGCUUCGGCCCCGGCCCCGGCCCCGGCCCGGCCGCUUACUACCGCGGCCCGCCGCCCAGCCUCGCCCCGCCCCUCGCCCCCGCCACCACCGCGCAGCCGCCGCCCUCCUCGUCGUCGUCGUCGUCGUCGUCGUCGUCGUCGUCGUCGUCGUGCAGCCCUCCGGGGUCGCCGUCCGGCCGGGACAGUCGGCUCAGCGGCUCGCUCAGCCCCGGCAGCCUCAGCGGCUCCGAGUCCCCCGGCCUCGACGCCGGGCGACGCCUGCCCAUCUUCAGCCGCCUCUCCGUCUCGGACGACUGAGGCGGCCCCGCCAGCCAUCCGCCUUGGGGGUUUUUUUUUACCCCCGACUCCACCACGAAAGCUGAAGAAUCGCCUCGAGAAACAGGAAAGGACGUUUUCUACUGCGACGAACGGAGAGGCCCCCAAAGUUGGCCCUGGCGGACACCCGGUUUCUGCCUUACUGUGAUAAAGGAGGGCCGGGCCUGCGAGACCCCCCACAACCUCCGCCCCCCAGUCCCCAUUAUUUUCCACCCCUCACCAUCCCUCGCCUUCCUCUUUGCCGCCCUUCCCCCGGGGACCCCACUUAGCCCCGAGCCUGGACAGCCCGGGGCCCCUCCAUGUGCCAGCUGGGCCAACCUGCCCAUCCGCCAAGAAUAUGCCUUGACCGUGGCCUUAUCUUUUUUUUAUGCCGACCUCAUGAUUGCCUGCUAAAAAACCACAUGCGCCCCGUUCUCCCGGCCCCUCUUCCAGAGUUGAGAUCUGCCCCGUGCCUGCCCUGUCCCGCCCUGGCCCAGCUUCGGCUGGAACAGUGGCACACCCCCCCUCCCUGGCAGGCCGGGCCCACAUCAGUUUGUAACUGUUGGGGAGUAACCGCUGUUAAUGUUUUGGUGUUUGUUUUUUGGGGUUUUUUUUCUUUUUUUAAUUAUUUUUUUAGCUGUUUUGGAGUCGGUGCCCAAUACUGCACCACAACUCACCAUGAAACUCUAUUUAACUUAUUUAUUAUCUUGUGGAAAGUGUACCCCGGGGAAUCUGUUCAUACUGUAUUUAUCGGGUAUGAUGGAAAGCAAUAGAUCUAUAUUCUUUUAUUAUGUUUAAAUUAUGAUUGCCAUUAUUAAGCGGCGCCAUGUGGAGUAUGUUCUUUUCACAGUAAUAUAUGCCUUUUGUAACGUCACUUGGUUAUUUUAUUGUAAAUGAGUAAAAACAAAAUCUUAAUUUAA
Messenger RNA from Tachyglossus aculeatus (Australian echidna), 2496 nucleotides. It is a transcript of the gene ZFP36L2, whose product is annotated as ZFP36 ring finger protein like 2. The record is from RefSeq and is a predicted model, not a curated record. The transcript has 2 exons. The coding region runs from base 281 to 1579 and encodes 432 amino acids. Lineage: Eukaryota; Metazoa; Chordata; Mammalia; Monotremata; Tachyglossidae. Gene Ontology annotation, molecular function: mRNA binding; metal ion binding.